Molecule: messenger RNA, 1318 nt
Organism: Scutellospora calospora
Lineage: Eukaryota; Fungi; Glomeromycota; Glomeromycetes; Diversisporales; Gigasporaceae
Source: the annotation of a GenBank genome assembly
AUGUCUUCUCGCAGAGUGGUAAUAACAGGUUUAGGCUUAGUUACACCUUUAUCAAGUGGUGUAGAAUCUUCAUGGAAAAAAUUAAUCAAUAGUGAAAGUGGUAUAAUAUCUUUAAAAUCAAGUGAUACUACCAGUAAACCUGGUGUUAAUCAAACCCCUGAAGGAAAGGUGGGAAAAUUUAAUGAAUUAUCAUCAACUGUUGCCGGAACGGUAAAACCUGGAAAAUAUAAUUAUGGAGGUUUUGAUCCAAAAGAAUGGUUAGAUCCUGGGGAUGAAAGAAAAAUGUCAUUAUUUACUCAAUACGCUAUUUGUGCUGCAAAACAAGCUUUGAAUGAUGCUGAAUGGGCUCCCUUAUCAAAUUUUGAAAAAGAGAGAACUGGUGUGUGCAUAGGAUCAGGAAUUGGGAGUCUUGAAGAUGUUAUCUCAAAUACUAUGACAUUUGAAAAUUAUGGACCGAAGAAGGUAAGUCCAAUGUUUGUGCCAAAAAUAUUAAUAAAUAUGGCCGCAGGUCACUUAACAAUGAAAUAUGGAUUUCGUGGGCCAAAUCACGCAGUAUCUACAGCAUGUACAACUGGGGCACACGCUAUUGGCGAUGCAAGUAGAUUUAUUCAGUUUGGAGACGCUGACGUUAUGAUUGCCGGUGGAUCUGAAGCUAGCAUAUUACCUUUGACUAUUGCUGGAUUUGCAAAAGCCAAAUCAUUAGUCACUAAAUAUAAUGAUAUGCCAGAAGAAGCUUCGAGACCAUUUGACCGAGAUCGAGAUGGAUUUGUCAUCGGUGAAGGCGCUGGAGUAGUAGUACUUGAGGUUUGUCAAGGUGCACAUAUGUAUGCUGAAAUUCGAGGUUAUGGAUUAUCAGGUGAUGCAUAUCAUAUGACAGCUCCACUAGAAAAUGGAGCUGGAGCUGAAUUGGCUAUGCGAAGAGCAUUAAAGCAUGCUAAAUUAUCACCAAGUGAUAUUGAUUAUGUUAAUGCUCAUGCUACAUCAACCCUAUUAGGAGAUCUUGCUGAAAAUCGUGCAAUCAAGUCAAUUUUUGAAAACUCUGGUGCAUCUCAUAAAUUAGCGGUAUCAUCGAUCAAGGGAUCCAUAGGCCAUUUAUUAGGAGCUGCUGGUGCUGUUGAAGCUAUAUGUACUAUUUUGGCAAUAUAUCAUAAUAUUCUUCCGCCAACUCUAAAUCUUCACAAUCCUGGUGAUCCUGCUUCUGAUUUUUUAUCUUUCAAUUACGUUCCAUUAAAUGCGCAACAGCAUCCCGGUAUUAGAGCUGCGUUGACAAAUUCAUUUGGAUUUGGAGGAACUAAUGCAUCUUUAUGCUUUACAAAAU